This is a messenger RNA of Cyclopterus lumpus (lumpfish), 1482 nucleotides long. Its product is annotated as cytochrome P450 2J2-like. The transcript is spliced from 9 exons. Gene Ontology annotation, biological process: xenobiotic metabolic process. Lineage: Eukaryota; Metazoa; Chordata; Actinopteri; Perciformes; Cyclopteridae. Gene Ontology annotation, cellular component: intracellular membrane-bounded organelle; cytoplasm. The record is from RefSeq and is a predicted model, not a curated record. Gene Ontology annotation, molecular function: heme binding; iron ion binding; oxidoreductase activity, acting on paired donors, with incorporation or reduction of molecular oxygen, reduced flavin or flavoprotein as one donor, and incorporation of one atom of oxygen. Bases 1 to 1482 code for a protein of 493 amino acids.
AUGAUUUUUGAAGCACUUUUUGAUUUUAUGGAUUUUACUGGCUGGCUGUUGUUCAGUCUUACACUGUUACUUCUGAUAGAUGUGGUCAGAAACUGGAGGCAGCACAGCUUUCCCCCUGGACCCUGGGCGGUGCCGUUUCUAGGAAAUGUCUUCACAGGAGUGGACUUCAAAACAUUGGAGAAGCUCGCUCAGAAGUACGGCCCAGUGUUCAGCUUGAGGAAAGGCAGCGAGAGGAUAGUGUUCAUUUCGGGCCACAAGAUGGUCAAAGAGGCUCUCGUUCGCCAGCUGGACAGCUUUGUCGAUCGACCUGUUGUCCCCCUCUUCCACGAAGUCUUCAAGGGGAUUGGCAUAGGUUUGAGCAACGGUUACCUUUGGAAGCAGCAGAGGAGGUUUGCCACCAAUCACCUGCGUCACUUCGGGGAGGGCCAGAAGUCGUUGGAAAAAUACAUCGAAGUGGAAACCAAUUUCCUCUGUGACGCUUUCAAAGAGGAACAAGGCAAAGCAUUCAACCCCCACUACAUCAUAACGACCGCAGUGAGUAACAUCAUCUCGUCCGUGCUCUUUGGACAUCGCUUUGAAUACAGUGAUCAAACCUUUCGAAGGGUUCUGGAGCUGGACAAUGAGGCCAUUGUGUUCGCCGGCUCUCCUCUGAGUCAGCUGUAUAACGCCUUCCCCGGCUUGCUGAAGCACCUGCCGGGACCUCACCAGACUGUCCUCGGCAACUACCAGAAGAUCAUGACUUUCCUGAAAAAGGAGGUCGAGAAGCACCAGGAGGAGUGGAACCCCGAUGACCCUCGGGACUUUAUCGACGUAUACCUGGCAGAGAUGGAGAAGAAAAAGAAGGAUCCCCAGGCCGGCUUCAACCUCGAAACGCUGCAGGUUUGCAUUCUGGACCUGAUUGAGGCUGGUACCGAAUCAGUUGCCACCACUUUACGGUGGGCCCUCGUCUACAUGAUGCACUACCCAGAGAUACAGGAGAAAGUCCAGGCAGAGAUAGACGGAGUGGUCGGACAGUCUCGUCAGCCCACCGUGGCCGACAGACCCAACCUCCCCUACACCGACGCCGUCAUCCAUGAGACUCAAAGGAUCGGAAAUAUCGUUCCCAUAGGAUUCCCCAAAAUGGCCAGUAAAGACUCUAUACUGGGAGGAUACUUAAUACCCAAAGGCACAACUGUAAAUACCAUUCUUGCAUCUGUGCUGGUUGAUACGAAGGAGUGGGCGACUCCAGAUAUCUUCAAUCCCGAGCAUUUCUUGGAUUCAGAGGGCCAGUUCCGCAGAAGAGAGUCCUUCCUGCCGUUUUCAGCAGGUAAACGUGUGUGUUUAGGGGAGCACCUGGCCAGGAUGGAGCUGUUCCUUCUCUUUACGUCUUUCCUCCAACGCUUCACCUUCUCUCCUGUUCCUGGAGAAAUGCCCAGCUUGGAGGGUGUGCUGGGCUUCACCUAUUCCCCCAACGAGUUCAGGAUCCUGGCUGAGCCUCGCUGA